This is a messenger RNA of Ostrinia furnacalis (Asian corn borer), 808 nucleotides long. It is a transcript of the gene Bet5, whose product is annotated as blocked early in transport 5. The transcript has 2 exons. Gene Ontology annotation, cellular component: TRAPP complex. Lineage: Eukaryota; Metazoa; Arthropoda; Insecta; Lepidoptera; Crambidae. Gene Ontology annotation, biological process: endoplasmic reticulum to Golgi vesicle-mediated transport. Bases 198 to 635 code for a protein of 145 amino acids. The record is from RefSeq and is a predicted model, not a curated record.
AAUGAACUCACAGAAAACCAUAGAGUCGGUCACAUUCAUCUGCUUUGUUUUGAGAAUUGGGCACCGAAAAAAAAAUUAAAAAAGUUAUCACAGCUGUCGUCCGUCACUGUCAGUGUCAAUAAAUAUUCGUCAAAAAUUGUUUUCAUUUUGUAAUAAUUUUCAUUAAGCUUUGCUGAAAUUCAUAAAAAUAUAAUAAGAUGACUAUUUAUAACAUGUAUAUAUUUGAUCGUUACGGUACACUUUUGUACUAUGGAGAAUGGAAUAGAGUGAAAAAUACGGAAAUGUCCAGGGAGGAGGAGGGCAAACUGAUGUAUGGUAUGCUGUUCUCGAUAAAGUCGUUUGUUGCCAAAAUAUCGCCAUUGGACCCGAAAGAAGGAUUUAUGCAUUACAAGACUUCAAAGUACACCUUAAACUGCUUGGAAACUCCAUCUGGAUUAAAGUUCGUCAUGAACACCGAUAACCAAGCUCAGGGAGUUAGAGAAUUGCUGAAAAAGAUUUAUGCAGAGGUGUACGUCAAGUACGCCAUCAGAAACCCACUAUGUGUAAUCGGAGAACCCAUUACUAGUGAACUUUUUAAAAGUAAAUUAGAUGCAUUUAUUAAACAAACGCCUAUUCAUGCUGUACGAGCAUCUUGAUAGUAAUAUGUUGUAUAAUAGUGUUAACCAUAAAUAAGCCGCAAUAGGCUAAUGCUAAUUUAUUAGGUGACCAUGUUGCACCUAUCUGAUGUUUUGAUGUACAUAUUUUAUUCUAUAAGUUUUACGUGUUAGCUUUACUAUAAAAUUUGAAUUAUUGAUGCUGAACUUACUUC